Megalops cyprinoides (Indo-Pacific tarpon) is the source of this 1844-nucleotide messenger RNA. It is a transcript of the gene ackr5, whose product is annotated as G protein-coupled receptor 182. Lineage: Eukaryota; Metazoa; Chordata; Actinopteri; Elopiformes; Megalopidae. The coding region runs from base 144 to 1226 and encodes 360 amino acids. The transcript has 2 exons. The record is from RefSeq and is a predicted model, not a curated record. Gene Ontology annotation, molecular function: G protein-coupled receptor activity. Gene Ontology annotation, biological process: G protein-coupled receptor signaling pathway. Gene Ontology annotation, cellular component: membrane.
CAGAGCGCCAGUGCACUGCUCUCUAGGUAGCCCUUCCGUGAAGCCCUCCGAGGGGACUCCGCUCCACCCUCACCGCUCCACCCUCACCUCUGGUCCUCCGCACCUCCACACCUCUGCACCUCCAGACACCACUGCACGAGACCAUGGACAAUCUCCACAACUCCUCGUUCCACUUUGACAAUGACACGCCCUGGUUCAUCUACGAGUGCACCAUCGAGCUGGACGCAGACAACCGCCGCGUCGCCCUGUUCCUGCUCUACCUACUGCUGUUCAUGGUGGGGCUGGCCGAGAACACCGUGGUGGUGUGGAUCAACUGGCGGCGCCGGCACUCACCGAGCGCCGUGCUUUUCUGCGUGCUCAACGUCAGCAUCUCCGACCUGAUGGUGGUGCUGGUCAUGCCCUUCUUCAUGCUAGAGGUGAUGCUGGACAAGGUGUGGCUGUGGGGCCGCUUCCUGUGUAAGGUGACGCACCUUGUCUAUGUGGUCAACUUCUACAGUAGCUCCUUCUUCCUGGCCCACAUGACGCUGGAGCGCUACCUGGCGCUGACGCGGCCAGCCUCGCGGACCUGGGGCCCCGCAGACAAGCAGCGGCGGGCCUUCCUGUGCGCCGGCCUCUGGACCCUCUCGCUAGUCCUGGCCCUGGUGGAGAACGUCCAUGUGGACCUACUGGAGUGGAACGAGCCAGGCUGCUACAUGCUGCCCGAGUACAGCUACGCCGAGUGGUUUGCCGCCAUCACCUUCCUCUGCCUCAUCUUCCAGUUCCUGGGCCCAGCCGCUAUCAUCAUCACCUGCAACGUGCUGAUCGCUCGUGCCGUCCGCUCGGCGCCCGACGUGCAGCAGGGCCGCCGCGACAUCUGGCUUGUGCAUGUCUACUCGCUGGUGUUUGUGGUCUGCUGGCUGCCGCACCACCUGGUGAUGUUCCUGCUGAUGGUGGAUGACCUGGACCCGCGGCUCUUCAGCUGCAACAUGGUGGAGGUGCUGUACUUCUCCUUCUCGGUGGUGCAGGCUAUCUCACUGGCCCACUGUGUGGCCAACCCCAUCCUCUACAACUUCCUCAGCAAGAGCUUCCGCGCCAGCUUCAUCAACGCCAUGCUGCAGUACAUCCCGCGGGAGGCCGGCGAGGCCCGUGACCAUGGCAAUGCCGUGGAGGGGGGGGCGGGUGCCGCGCCGGGCAAAGAGCGCAAGGUCAGCGACGCCAGCACCAGCCACUCGGAUGUCGUCUCCUAAAGAGUAGGGGGGACACACUGAAUGAUCCACGUUGCGGUGGGACUGCUCUGAAAUUAAAUGCGGGAGUGGCUUUUUUUCCUGUGUGUGCCACAGUACAUGCAAUUAGGAACCCCCCCAGGCCUCUUAAAAAAACCUCAUGGAGUAUGCAGUUCGCUGACAGUUGUUUGCAUAACGAGUUCAUCACAGCGAUGCUCUUUUGUUCAGAAUUGGCCUCCUGUUAUUUUCCCUGGCUCCAUCGACAGUGUAAAGAGAGAUAUCCUUUUGAGGGCCUACUCCAGGAAGGAAAUAUUUUCAGUGUUUUUUUCCUCUUCUGUUAACACCAGCAGGGACCUAGCUGUAAUAUCUAGGAACAGUUGGAACUCUACAUUACAUGUACAAAAUAAAACAGUAAACUGAAGUACCAGCUAUAUUUUCACCCUCCAUUAAAUGAACUGAUUGCAUCUGGGUCCCCCUUUUUGGACUUCAGAUUUUGGAAAAUAUGAUGACAAAGACUUCAGACUGAGAAACUAAAUAGACCCCCUGUUAAUGUUCCAGGAUACUUCCAUGUAAAGCUGCUUCUUCUAUGCCACAUAGCCAUGGACUCUACAAUAAGCAAGUGAGCAAAUUUAUAGGGUGAAA